UUGGCAUGGAACCAAACCAACCCCUCAUUCCCACAAACUUCAUCGUCUGCACCUAGUUUCAUCCGUCUUUCUCUUCAGUCCACCUGGUUCUCUUGUCUCAUCUGAUUCAAUGUAGACUGAGCCCAGGUCCAGAGCCUUCAGCCUUGUCUCAUGGACUCUGCUCCAAUAAAACCUUCCUUUAUUAAGCCUCCCAACCCCAACUACUUCGCCUCCUCUUCAAUCUUCACCGCCAAUUCCAUCGCCCUUUCGAACUUCAAACCCUCUUCUAUUUCCAUUUCCUACCGACCCAAUUCGUUAGAUCCCAAAGACACACCAAUUCCGCAAUGCAAUUUCCACCACCCAACCAGCUCUCCCUUCCCGAGUUUGUUCCCAGUGGUGCGGAGAAUCAAAGAUUUAGCUCGAGUGCCUGAAGGCUACUUGCAGAAUGGAGGGCUGGGGAUGGUCAUUAUGAGCGUCACAGCCACGGCGAGGGGCCGAUUGAGCCCGUUCGUGGCGACGCUGGCGGCGAACCCGACGUUCGUGUCGGGCUUGGUGGCGUGGGCGGUGGCGCAGUCGGUGAAGGUGGUGCUCAACUUCUUUGUGGAGAGGAAGUGGGACUUGAGGGUCAUGUUUGCUUCCGGCGGCAUGCCCUCGUCUCACACCGCGCUCUGCUCCGCCCUCACCACAUCGGUGGCGCUUUGCCACGGAGUGGCCGACUCGCUGUUUCCGGUGUGUUUGGGCUUCAGCUUGAUUGUCAUGUACGAUGCAAUCGGCGUCAGGCGGCACGCCGGUAUGCAAGCGGAGGUUCUGAAUAUGAUCGUUGAGGACUUGUUCGAGGGGCAUCCCAUCAGCAAGAGAAAGCUCAAGGAACUACUUGGCCACACUCCAUCCCAGGUUCUUGCUGGAGCUCUACUUGGCAUGGCGGUUGCUUGCAUCUGUUGUAAAGGUUGCUCCGUUGCUGUAUAAUCAUCUGCUUCUGCAGCAGAUAUAUAAUUUUGUUGAUUAGAGUCCUAGAGAUGCCAUGCAAUGCAAUGCACGACUCAAUAUUUGAACUGUUCCGGCAUAUGGGUGGCCUACAAAGUAUUCUUUGAAACCCACAAUUCUGGAAUAUCAAAUAAAAACAAGCUUCAUUUAGUUUCUCUCCCAAAAAUUUACUCGUUUUUGGGAAUUCUAGAUAAAUUUUGUAUGAAACCAGCUUGAUGUACCUGGCUCAUUUUGUAAAAUUACUAUGAAUUCCAUGGAUUCAAUGCCUGCGCUUUGCCUUUCAUGCAAUGUUUUUUUCCCAGUUGGAUCAUAUUUUACCAUAUAAAUGGAUCUUUAGUAC
Diospyros lotus (date-plum) is the source of this 1303-nucleotide messenger RNA. RefSeq lists its product as uncharacterized. The coding region runs from base 151 to 945 and encodes 264 amino acids. The transcript has 2 exons. NCBI's taxonomy places the organism in Eukaryota, Viridiplantae, Streptophyta, Magnoliopsida, Ericales, Ebenaceae. The record is from RefSeq and is a predicted model, not a curated record.